AUGCAAAUCAAAACCACCGCUCUUGACAGCAAAACCGGCUUUGCCGGGAUUUUUGCGGUGACUCAGACUCAUGACGGGUCCUCGGAAAGUCUCGCUGGCGAUGUCGAGAAACUACGGAUCGGCAUUCUAUCUGAUGAGGAGCCAGACGCUACGUACCGAGCCUCUUCUCGACAAUCCGUCUUACAUACGGGCGGUUUUUUGGACAUCGACGGAAUGCACGCAGGAAAGGACGGCGAGCAGUUCGUCAUCAAUCGACCUGGUGGGAUGCAUAGUGGGAUGCGUAUUCGAAACAUGACAGUGGGAGAUGGCGGCAUGCAAGUCAUUUGCUGCUCGAAUGACGAGAGGGACAUACAGGAGAUCCUGCAACGCGUGAAGGCGUGUCAAGCGCCUCCGACGCCUGUACAGCAUUUGCAGACAGCUGAGCUUGCCACUGUUCUUUCACAAUUCCAGCGCGAAGCGCAAAACGGCACAUCCGGGCCCAUGUUUGGCGGUCUUUUUUACGAUGAGUCCAUCGCCAAAGAAGAACGUGGCUGGCGAUGUCUCUUCUACGAGAAUUCUAGUAUCGACUUUGGCACUACCUUGCGCGAUGCCGGGCUGGAUCCGGAGACGUGGACCUGUGCUGAGAUGUUCGCUUCUGUACUCUGGCACUGCACCGAACGCAUAGGACAGAAAGCUCUGUGUCCUAACUGGCUGUGGGGACGACGGCAAGAUAUCUUUGGCAGCCAGCCUGGGCAACCCAAGGCAAACGUGGAGACGAUGCGAUCGCUGAUCGGCUUGGCUCCGAUGUGCGUGGUUCAAGACGGUGGCUGGGCCAAGAGCCGCCUGGUUCAAAUCUGGGAAAUGGCUCGGAAUGGGCAGGAUGGGGAGCGGGAGAUUGAGGAACAAGACCUGAUCACGAUGAAGGCAGUUAAGGAUGAGCUCUGCCAGUGGUCAACAGCUCAUAGCAUGUAA
This is a messenger RNA of Colletotrichum orchidophilum, 951 nucleotides long. RefSeq lists its product as uncharacterized. Bases 1 to 951 code for a protein of 316 amino acids. NCBI's taxonomy places the organism in Eukaryota, Fungi, Ascomycota, Sordariomycetes, Glomerellales, Glomerellaceae. The record is from RefSeq and is a predicted model, not a curated record. The transcript has 2 exons.